AUGCAGUCCACUUCUGAUCCUCGAAGGCCAAAUAAGAUUGUAAGGUACAAAGCAGCAGAUCCUCAGUCAUCCAAUGCUGUCACUGACGAUCCUUUGCCAGAGUACAUGAAUGUUUUAGGAAUGAUAUUCAGUAUGUGUGGAUUGAUGAUGCGGAUGAAAUGGUGUGCAUGGAUGGCUCUGUUAUGUUCCUGUGUGAGCUUCGCCAACACACGUUCAUCAGACGAUGCAAAACAAAUUGUUAGCAGUUUCAUGUUAUCAGUGUCGGCUGUCGUCAUGAGUUAUCUACAGAAUCCUCAGCCAAUAAUCCCACCGUGGGCAUCGUUCAUGUGA
Molecule: messenger RNA, 330 nt
Organism: Ostertagia ostertagi
Lineage: Eukaryota; Metazoa; Nematoda; Chromadorea; Rhabditida; Trichostrongylidae
Source: the annotation of a GenBank genome assembly